AUGAAGGCCAGGAAAACGUUCGUGCUGGUCAUCGGGGGGGGUCCCACGGGGAUCACGACGGGGAUGUACCUGCAGAAACACAGAAUACCACACAUACUAAUUGAAAAAGAUAAGCACAUCGAGAAGGUACCCAAAGCACACUAUUACAACAACCAAACGAUGGAAGCAUGGAGAGGCAUCUUCCAUUUAGAUAAGUGUUUUCUAAACGAAACGGAAAACGUAAACUUAUGGAAAACCUUUCAAUAUGGUUUAAGUUUGAAAAAGGACAAAACGGUGUGCAAGUAUGAUAACUUUAGGGACAAGUACAUGUAUAGGAAUACGUACUAUGAGGACAUUAGCCCUUCCAAGGUUACCCACUUGUCUCAGUACAAACUGUUGGGCAUCCUCUACAGCUACUAUUUUAGCAAAAUAAAAUGUGACCCCCGGAAAAAGCGGGCAUUUUUAAAAAACAUAAGGCUAAAAUUGUCCACCCAUCGAUUGUUGAGGUACAUUUGUGGCAACAGUGGGUUGGGAGGAUAUGCAGACCAUGCGUCAUGCUUGGAUAAAGCGAUAGAUAAAGGAGCAACUGAGGGAACGGAAAAAGACGCCACAGGAGAAGCACUUUAUAAAAAUUAUUUCUCCUACGAUCCAUCCGAAUUUUUGAUAGGAUACGAAUUUAUCAAUUUCGGGAACAUCCCAGAGGGGGUGAAUUCUUCCCAUGUCGGGGUGAACAACCACAUGGAGAAUAAUUACCAUGGAGUCGACUGGGGCAACCCACAGGGUGUUGUGACUCGGGUUAGAAAUCUGCACAACAACGAAGAAGAAGUGAUCCUAAGUAACUACGUUUUCGUGUGUGAGGGGGGAAAAAGUGGCAUAAAAAAGGGGCUAAAAAUAAAUGAUGAAAAUAGGAAGGACUAUAUGAAGUUUAUAAACAUCCAUUUUCAGUCUUUGCGUCUGAGCGAUAUAGUAAAGUGCAACCCAUCCAUGCUGUACUUUUUAUUUAGCGAAUACAUAGGGGUGUUAGUUUCCCACAAUUACAAACAGGGAGACUUCGUUCUACACAUUCCGUACAUAACGGAAAGGGAAGCAGAAAUCUACAACAACAGAAGUAAGUGCCUAGAAAUAAUAAAGAAGCUAACCGGUUUCGAGCUACCCGAUAUGUGUAUUCAUAAUGUGUAUAAGUGGACCAUGCAUAGCUCUAUCGCUUCCACAUUUAUCGACAAAAAAACCAAAAGGAUUGUAUUAUUGGGGGAUGCGGCUCAUAAAUUACCCCCAUCGGGUGGGUUUGGCUUAAACUUAGGAAUUGGCGAUGUGAUAAACAUAGUGUGGAAAACUAUCCGAAUUUAUAAUUUAAAAAAAAAAAAAUUUCUUAACAACAUGGGGAAGGUGCCCGAGUUUAGUAGUGCGAACGAAGACGCUACGACCGAAUCAGAUGCGGAGUCUGCCCUAUUGCACGGACGUAACAAAUUAAGUCUCCUUUUUAACAUGUUGAACAGAUUAGAAAAAAGACAAAUAGAGAAUUACAUCGAGUCGUAUAAUAUUGAGAGAAAAUUGGUGGCUAAUUUCACCAUACACCACGCUGUGAGAAAUUACGAAAAAGGAAAUAACGUACCAAGUUUGCUAGGAUAUAAUCACAGCUCUUUUGUAAGAUGUGUUAGCUCAUGUAAGGUUAACCCAAUUCAGAGGUCGCUCUUGUUUUAUUAUCUACUGGCAAAUGCUAAAGGGCUGUUAAAAUUUAUUAACAACCUUCCUUACAUUUUUGAAUUCAAUCGAGCACGAGCAGAAUAUUUUGUUCAAAAUGAACGCAUGAAUAUUCUCUCUUUGCUGUACCCCGGUGUGGACUUCGGUUAUUCUUACGUAGAUACUAUGUGCGAUGUUGGAGAGGUGGAAAAGGAACCCUUCUCCGAUUUGUCCCCCCAGGAAGGGGUUAGCAGUGUCGUGGAAGAGGAGGCCGAUCUGGGAGGUGUAACAAAAGGGGGAGACACACAUGGUGCAGAAGGCAAUCCCAGAGAACGUAGCGAACUUGACAAGCGUGAAGAGACUGGCCAACGGAACGAUGAGCAGCCGCACCACAGUGGUAUAUGUGACGCCCCCCCAAAGUACAACAUUUUCGAAAAGCAGAAUGAAAAGGUACCCAAAUUGAAAAUAUGCAAAAAUAUAUACGACCACAGAAUGAGCAACAUCGUGGGGGCCAAAAUACCCCAUUUUAAUUUGUACACAUUUGACGCGAAAUGUAUUUACAAAAUAUCGACAGUGGAUCUACCCAUAUUUAACAACCCGUCCUUAUCCAUCCUAAUAAUUCUAUUUAAUGAUACAACUUUAAAUAACAUGGCCCACUUUUUGGACGCACAAAAUAUGCCAAGGGAUAAAUUCUCCUUCUGCUUAUGGGACUCCAACGUUGUGGUAAGCAAAAAUGCAGAGGACCAAUCCGUUCGAAUUUUAAAACAGAACGAUACUACGAUGGUAGAUAAGGAUGAAUCCUAUGAUAUGAGUGUACCUUUAAGUGACUAUGUCUUCUUUCCAAAGUGUGAUUAUAAUUUUGUGGGAAACGCCAGAAACGUGAAGCAUAUACACAUGGAUGUGAAGGAGUACAACGUGAGCUACGUUUUCACGGCGGACAUAAUACGGGACCUAUUUUUUGAUACCCUCAUGUUAAAGUCGGAUAAUUCAUUUGUAAUUUUAAGACCCGACCGGCAUAUCAUAUCGGUUGGGGAAGGCAACUGGGCUGAUCAGUUACGUGAUGUGAACGAGGUGUACAUUUGA
Messenger RNA from Plasmodium coatneyi, 2742 nucleotides. RefSeq lists its product as uncharacterized. Bases 1 to 2742 code for a protein of 913 amino acids. The record is from RefSeq and is a predicted model, not a curated record. The transcript has a single exon. Gene Ontology annotation, molecular function: FAD binding. Lineage: Eukaryota; Apicomplexa; Aconoidasida; Haemosporida; Plasmodiidae.